This is a messenger RNA of Megalopta genalis, 10464 nucleotides long. RefSeq names its product Molecule interacting with CasL (gene Mical). The record is from RefSeq and is a predicted model, not a curated record. NCBI's taxonomy places the organism in Eukaryota, Metazoa, Arthropoda, Insecta, Hymenoptera, Halictidae. Gene Ontology annotation, molecular function: protein binding; FAD binding.
CCUCCUGUAGUCGGAAGUUGGAGUUGGAGUCGAUCGCAUUCGGCGUUUCAGUCGGCGCGGGGUAUAGCAUUUGUCGCGCAGUCCAGUGCAGUCGAAGGGGGCUAGUGGAAGCAAGAACACACGAGAUGCCAAUGGUGGGUGGCGAGCAGUCGCGCGACGUCCGUCAGAUAGAAAUGUGAACAGUGAUCAAUUGCCGUAAUGUGGUGCAGACCCGAUCGGUAUCAGUAAUCGUGGCUUGUAAACCUCGCUGAUGUGAUCUGUAAAAGGCAAAACGCGACAAAGUGCAGUGACUCGACGUUUGAUUGGUGGUGCACGCAGCAGCGGCCCUUCGCGCACACACACACAGACACACACAGAGGCACACAACCGUGAAGAUGGAUCAUCAGCAAACGGGUCGGAAGCAGGCGGCGAAUUCGCCGGAAGUGGCAAUGGCGAACGAGGUGUUCAAUCUGUUUUGCAGCGCGACCACCCUGAAGACGAUCCUCGGCCACUUCCGACACCUGUGCGAUCUGCUGAAGAUCAGAUCGAACACGAUCACCCAGUUCUACCCGAAGCUGAAGGGAAAGCUGCGAUCGUGGAAGGCGCAGGCCCUGUGGAAGAAGUUCGAUCAGAGGGCGAACCAUAAGUGUUACAAUCGCGGCAAAGCGUGUCCCAACACCAGGGUGUUGAUCAUCGGAGGUGGACCUUGCGGGCUUCGCUCGGCCAUAGAGGCGCAGCUGUUGGGUGCAAAAGUGGUGGUCGUGGAGAAGAGAGACCGGAUGUCCAGGAACAACGUGCUCCAUCUUUGGCCGUUCGUCAUACAGGACCUCCGUGGUCUAGGGGCGAAGAAAUUCUUCGGGAAAUUCUGCGCCGGAUCGAUCGAUCACAUCAGCAUCCGUCAGCUUCAGUGUAUCUUGCUCAAAGUCGCUUUGAUCCUAGGCGUCGAGUUCCACGAGAGCGUGAGCUUCGAUUCUCUGAUACCGCCGCCGGAAAACCAGGAAGAUGGCAAAAUCGGCUGGAGAGCGAAAACAACGCCCGCGGAUCAUCCGGUUUCCCAGUACGAGUUCGACGUGUUGAUCGGCGCGGACGGCAAGCGGAACACGCUCGAAGGUUUCAAGCGGAAAGAGUUCAGGGGGAAGCUGGCGAUCGCCAUAACGGCGAAUUUCAUCAACAAACGGACCGAGGCGGAGGCUCGCGUGGAGGAGAUCAGCGGCGUGGCUUUCAUCUUCAAUCAGAAGUUCUUCAAAGAACUGUACCAGGAGACCGGCAUCGACCUGGAGAACAUCGUGUAUUACAAGGACGAUACACACUAUUUCGUGAUGACCGCGAAGAAGCACAGCUUGAUCGACAAAGGAGUCAUUCUGCAGGAUCACGCGGACACUGCCAAAUUGCUCGCCAAAGAGAACGUGGACCGCGAGGCGUUGAUGCUUUACGCUCGCGAGGCAGCCGAAUUCUCGACGGAAUACCAAAUGAUGGAUAUGGAAUUCGCAGUGAAUCAUUACGGGCAACCAGACGUGGCCAUGUUCGAUUUCACGUCGAUGUACGCGGCGGAGAAUGCCAGUCGGAUUUUGGAGCGUCGCGGUCAUCGAUUGCUCAUGAUCCUUGUCGGCGACAGCCUGCUGGAGCCAUUUUGGCCGACGGGCUCCGGCUGCGCGAGGGGAUUUUUGAGCUCGUUGGACGCCUGCUGGGCGAUCAAGCAAUGGGGCUCCGCGAUGUCGCCCCUAGAAGUGAUCGGAGAAAGAGAAUCUAUCUAUAGACUGCUCGGACAGACCACUCCGGAAAACUUGAAUAGAGACUACGCCGCGUACACUCUGGACCCGCACACCAGAUACCCAAAUCUGAAUGUAUCCUCUGUAACGCCGAUACAAGUGCGAAGUCUCCUCGACACGGACGAUCCUGACAGCACCAAACAGCUUCCGCUACCGUCUGACGUCGAUAUUCCUAAGAAACGCCGACGUCGCGAUCUCCAUGGAGAUUCCCAAAUCCAUCCGGACAUGUUGCUCCGCUGGCUGCAAAAGCAGGUAGCUUUCUACGACUCGGUCAAGAUUCAAGACAUGGGCGUCUCGUUCAAAAACGGGCUGGCCAUUUGCGCGAUUAUCCACAGAUAUCGUCCGAAUUUGAUCGAUUUCCAUAGCUUGCAACCGGAAGACGUGGAAAAGAAUAACCAGCUGGCCUUCGAUAUACUUGAAAAAGAGUUGGGCAUACCGCCGGUAAUGACCGGAGAAGAGAUGGCUGAAUGCGACGUUCCCGACAAGCUCGCCAUGUUCUCCUAUCUGACACAGAUAUACGACGUCUUCCGCGGUGAAAUUCCUUACGUCAAACAUCCGAAAUUCGAGCCGGAGAACGAGGAAAGGCCAUCUCACAGCAAACAAUUGAGCCAAAUGACGCCCGAUCAAAAAGUCCAGUUGCUCGAACGAAUUGCCAGUCGUGAGCGAGAAGAGGGCGGAACGAGAACGAGACAUUCGCGAUCGAGACACAACGAAAACUUGAACCCCGCUGACAAAAAGGAAACUAUCAGUCGACGGUCUCGGAAGAGACGCAGCACGGAGAAGAUGGGCGCGACCGUUGAGGAAAGGCAGAAGAGACUGGCCGAUAUCGAAAAGAAUCGUGCUGAUCGCAUGCGAAGACGACAAUAUUUGCGAAAGAUGGCGACGCAGCAAUUCUACAAAAGUGUGCAGAUGCUGCAGGCGAACGCGAAACGCGAGAAAGACGAGCCGUUCGAAGAUUAUUCGAUAUUCUUGUACCGUCAAACUGCGCCGGAUUUCAAGGAUAGAGUGAAAUACCUUGAACAGAAAAUAUUAUACCCAGACAGAGAACCCAAGAUACAUGCUGGUCAUCGUAGAAAUAGCAUAGACGAAGAGUUCUCCGGGAGAAUAAAAAAUAUCGAGGACAAAUUGAAGGGUUCUGGACCGUCCGAGAAGAAACCGAGGGAUCUUCUACGCGCAAUUGGCAAGAUCGAGAAAACUGACUGGAACGUGAAGGAGAUCGAAAAGAAAAUCGAAGAGAGUAAAAUGGGUCGAUCGGUACGGCACGAAAAAGUAGAACGGGUGCCAAAAUGGAGUCGAGAACAGAUGUGUAUAUGCUUGAUUCAGUUUUUAGCUCGACAAAUCAAGAUGGAGAAGAAGGGGCGUGAUCAGAAGGAGUCAGAUAGUAAGUACGCUGAUAUUGACAAUACCCUGAAGAAUAUAGACAAGAAGAUCAAAGAGGGUAAUGUGCUCGGGUACAAUAAAGUCUCGGCUAUGGCCGAACAAUUUUCGAAUAAAAGUCAGGACGCGGAGCCCAAGGUGCAGAAAUCGAACGUUAAGCCUACUGUAACGUUGCCUGCUCAAGGAGGUUCGGAGAUGUGUCAUUUCUGCAACAAAAGAGUUUACUUGAUGGAGAGACUAACCGCCGAAGGGAAAUUCUUCCAUAGAGGCUGUUUCCGUUGCGAAUACUGUUCUACCUCGUUAAGAAUAGGAAAUCACACGUUCGACAGAGAAAAAAAUGGCGGGAGAUUCUAUUGUACGCAACACUUUGGUUUUCCGGGGACGAUAAAAGCUCGCGUAGAGAAGAAGAGGCUCACUUCGUUGAACAAAGAAAACAUACCCCUCGCAUCUAUAAAUGUAAAAACACCGGAAAAGGCAAAAACGCCUUUGGAGGGCGUCGUUGGGCUCGAUUUGCUCGACCGUGGUCAAACACCCGAGAGAAUAGAAUUUGAAAAUUUGGCGGGCAUAUCGGACGCCGAAGAACCGCAAAGUCAAAUGGACGAAGACGAAUGGACGGAUAGAAAUUUCGGUGCGUCCACUGCGGAAAUGGGUUCUAGCGACGAUAUAUCGGAUAUGAGCGACUCGGAGGAUGAUAACGAAGUAUACGAAGAAGCGAUAGAUCAGCCCUUGACGACCGAAGGAACCCUUGAGCUCGCCAAAAAUUGGACGUUACGGUAUUCUCAUCCUCAUGCUGCAAUGGGACAAUCGGAUACGGGCAGCAAUGAGUACGAAGACUCUAGCAACGAAUACACGAACGAAGAUGAGGAGAGUACUACGGCGACGGAAGAUGAAGAGGACAUACGCGCUCGAGAACUUAGGAAGCAAGAAGUAUGGUUGAAGCAUCCUACUCGCAGUUCCGACACGGAUUCUGGUUCGGAAACGGAGGUUGCCUCGAAUGAUGGAACGUCUGAAGAGAGCGAGGAGAACUCAGCCACAGAAAUAUCAACAGACUCUGAAUUCGAGCACGAUGGAGCGACUCCAACCCAACACGAGAUUCCAGAGAUCACAAUUAACGAUUCUUACAUUAGGAAAACCAGAGGAAAUUACGUAGAACCGAGGAGGGUUCAAGUGAAAAGCAAAGUUAUAUCGUCGAUCAAUGGAAAUUUGAAACAGGCCGCUGAGACAAAUUUGAAAUCGCAGCUAAAAACGACGAACCACCCUGUGAAUUCUUCUCAUCCGGAGAAGGAAAGUAACUCGAACUUAUUGGGGUCCAAUAACGCAAAUCGAGUUCCGCUAAUAAAUCCAAGAAAAGGGGACUACUUGUUGAACCGAACACAUUCAACAGAGUGUAUCGCCUCGAAGUUGUCUUUGGAAUUGAAAAAGAAAUAUUUACUUGGUGGGUCGGCUUUCGGUGGAUCCGUCAUGAAAUCUGGAUCGGCGUCGAACGUCGAUACACAGUUGCGGAAUCUGACAGAUGCCAUUUCCCAACACCAGAAACUCCUGAACCCAGCUCCCGAACCAAGCCCAACGAUGCAAGCAUUUUUACAAGGAACUAGCAAACUAAGGUCUAACAAUACGCAACUGUCUCCGAUAUCCCCCACAGCUGUAUUUUCUUCUAGCACUGUACGACCGUAUACAGUCAAUUCUUCGACUCAGCAUUUGCUGAAUAACGACAACCCCAUUUACAAGGCAACAAUUUUGCCAGAAAUCUCGAAAAUCCAGUUGCCGGAUUUGGUGAAAGAGUCUAGCAUUCUGAAGUCGAAAACUGCCCCCAAUAUUGUCUGCAGCGAGUCGAAAAAUGUAACAGAGAAGGAGCUUCAGAAGGAGCAAGUUGUACCUAGUCAAGUUAAAAGUACUGCAAUUUUAGAGAACGUGAAAAAUUCGCAAAUUAUAGAUAAUAAUUUCACAGGGAGUACAGAAGAGAACAAUGGUUUUAGGCCGCGUAGCCCAUUGCACGAAACGUCGAUUAUUGUGCCCCAAGUGAACUGGAAUAAAAACAAGGAAGAAACGAAAGAUGCAGCUAGCACCGGCGACUCGGAGAUAGACAGCGACUCGUUGUCUUCUAGCGACGAAGCGGAAGAAGAGACGAAGAGUCAGCAAGUGGUUGCCAUGAAUCUGUCUCCUCCACGAUUGCAAAUUCAUAGCACGGACGGAGAUCUGCUAUUGGACGAAGAAGCUGACAAGUGCAAAGAUUUCGAUGACGGUCAGUCGUUCGAACCUGACUCUAUAGAAUGUUCCCUAUUACGAGAGAAAGAAUUGAAUCAAAAAACAAAUGCUCGCGACACUGUUCCUUGUGCGAAUAAGACGUCCGUUGAACUGGAAAUAGUGAAAAACGAGAUUGAACAGUUAGAGUUGCAAGAUGACGGCAAGAAAGGCUUUAGCAAUUGCAGUAGUCCGAUAUCAGUGGCCUCUACUAUAUCCAAUAAAUGCGACGAUUCCGAGGAGAAUGAUGUCACUACGGCAGCACUCACUGAAACCGAGUUCUCGGAAUGGGCUCGAGAUGGAGAAGUUUUAGCUUCGGAUGAUCUACGAGAUGCAGAAUUCAACAUUAAUCCAGAAUUUAUCACCACUAGGAAAACAUUAUCGAACUCUACAAAAUUAAAUUACGCUCCAAUCACGAUAGCUAAGGAGGAAGACUUGACAGAUAUGGACUUGGAUUCCUUUAAAAUCGACAAGAAACAAAGUAUACCGGUCAACAACACUUCUCAACUUUUGGCAAAUGGUGAAAACAUAGAUUUUAUGGAUACGGAUAAUGAUUCCUUAUUGGACGAUAGUCUACGGGAUGCGUCCAAUAUGGUUAUGCUCAAGAACAGAGGAUACGUUGAGUUUGUGAAUAUUAAAAGCACUCCGGCACGUACAAGCUCCGAAGAUAAACUGACCGCUGAUGCUCCCAUAGCGAAAUUGGAAAUGGAGAAUGACUCGUAUUCGGAAGAGGAAGGUUACGAUGACAGAAAUGUCAUAGAGAUAAACCCGGUCACUAUGGACGAUGUCAUGAACAAGCUAAACAGUACAAUAAAUAAAUCGGAAGAUGAAGUUCAGGUGAACGCAAACUCAAAAUUAAACAGCGAACAAGAUCAACUCAUUACGGAAGCAACGAACAAAGAAAUGUAUCCUUCGAUGGAAGAAGAUAGCCUGCUCAUCGUUGAACCAGCCGAAGAUACUACCACUAGCGAAGUGAUUACAAUCCUUGCCAGCCCAGUUAAUCCACAAGUGUCGAUAGUAUCAAAUUUACAUUCUCAGUCGCAACAUGUUCAGACGCAAGGACCGGCAAAUCAGGAAGAACAAACAAAACCGUUAGCAGAUUCCAGCAAUCCAGAUUAUUUGGAAUACGUAAAGCGUCUACAGUCUAGAAUCGCAGAGUUUAGCAACGCGAAAGACUCUAUAGAUGUCAGGAAAUCGAAGAGAAAGAAUUCGAAGUGUUCCAUACAAUCUCGUACGGCUGAAAUGAUAGCGGAAGAGAUCAAGAGUCAGGAAGCCGUAGUGAACAACAGUUUCAAUUCUCCAGUUACCUCUAGAAAAUUGGAAGAAAUUACUAGAGAAAGGUUCAAGCAAAAGAACGUAAUACAGGAUUUAUUAAUGGAUAAACUGGAAGCGCACAAACAGAAAUCUGCGGAAAAGAAAGCAAGAAGAGCUGCCAGAGCCUCCUCGUUCAAUUCUACACCUGGUCUAUCACCUAUAAAGCCGCCUCUUCCUAGCGGUUCUUCGGUUAGUAAAUUUAUACCUAGUUCGAUCGGAACACCAACGAGCAGUCCACUGCGAACCACUUGUACCGAAACGGACAAAUUAUCGUCGAAGACUGCAAUAACUGGGGAAUCUCGACGAUAUUUAUGGAAGUUGGACAAUGAAACGGAUAAAAAUAUUGAGAAAAAUAUCGACGAUGUUGAAUCGGUAGGCGAAUCGGUAUAUAACGAAACAGAGAAUGCUUUUAAAACACCAGUAGCCCCGCCCAGAUUGAAGCACGAGGAAGCGAAAAGAACCGCUGAGAAAGCAAGGCAAGAUGCUAGAGAACGAGCUAGAAUGAUGAGCGACGAAGAUCUAGGUCUCAGUCCAGAAGACAAGAUGAAACAAUUAAGAAUGAAAAUGGCACGGAGGCAACUGUCUAUGGAAGAGAAAAAAAGUAAAGAGGAAACACAAGUGGGACCUCGUGCCAGGCUUUACGAUGCUGGAGUACAAAAAACUGGUUUGAAAUUACAGACAAGUAAAAGUACAGACAAUAUGAAAGCUGUUGCAGAAGCAAUAAACUUUGGAGGAUUGUGCGCUACCAAUGCAAAAUCGAUGGACGAGUUGUUGCGUGCUGGUGAAUCUCUAAAAUCUGACAAUUCUAUAGUAGUCGUGAAAAGAGAUAAAAAACAAAAGUCGAAAGACCCGGAACGAAGAAAGAGUAUCAUUCAAGCGGUAUCAGACUUUUUCUUCAAAAAGGAUACUUCUCAGUCACCGACCAAUCAAAAAGACAAGUUGUCUAUGUUCCGUCUGACCACUAAAUCGAAAGGCAAAUUAUGUAAAUCGUAUUCGGAAGGGUCUGAUCUUGAUAAAGUUACACCGCCAAAGAUUAGUACAAGACCAAAAAGUGUAUGUGAAGGAAUGUUAGCGAGGAAGUUUCUAAAUGAAAAUCCACCGCCAAUUCCACCACCUCCACUUAACUACACUAUUCCUACUACAUACGUAUCAGAUGAUAGUUUAUCAGAAGACGACACAAAAACAACAGCAGUAUCUACAUCGUGCAUGCUGAAGGCCACUGUAACCGAAGGAUCAUGUAAUAGCGUUUCUCGAAAAUCAAAAACUACAAAACGGAUAGCUAGGCAAGCACAAUUAAAAAGAUUACGAAUGGCUCAAGAAAUUCAAAGGAAAUUAGAAGAGACUGAAGUUAAACAAAGGGAACUAGAAAGCAGAGGGGUCAGCGUAGAAAAAGCUUUGCGCGGAGAAGGAGAAUGUUCCGAUCGAGAAGAAGCAGAUCUGCUCACCGAAUGGUUUGACUUAAUGAAAGAACGAACCGAACUUCGUAGAUACGAGAAAGAACUUUUAGUACGAGCUCAGGAGGUCCAGCUUGAAGACCGCCAUGACAGACUACAACAAGAACUACGGGAACGCUUAGCUGACGAUGAUGACAAGAAAACUAGCGACGAUGUGAAGAAGGAAGGGGAAAUUUUGACAGAAAUGUUGGAAAUAGUUGCGAAGAGGGAUUCGCUCAUCGCCCUUUUAGAGGAAGAGCGACGAAGGUAUCAAGACGAAGAUCGCGACCUUGAAGCUCAAAUGUUGGCUAAAGGCCUCAGAUUAACUCCAAUAAAAAAAUGUGGUCCUAAGUAUUCGGUUUAAUAGGAAGCACAUUAAAUGUUGUACAUAAUACUCCAUUCUCUAUUUUCAUUGAUGAAUUUUAUCAUUAACUGAACUAACAAUUCUGUAAAUAAGAAGAACAGGUAGUAACUUAUAUAAGUUGCAAAUAAUUUUUAUGCAUACAGGAUACACAUGGAAUUAUAAGUCUUGUUCGCGCAUAGAAACAGAUCAUGCAAGUUAACACUUUUACAAGCACGGACCAAACAUUCUGUUUUUAAAUCGUUUACAUUAUAAAUCGUAUGUAGCAGAUUUUUUUUAUUUAAUAUCAUUCGCAUCGUGUGUACUCUUUUCAAAGUCCAUCGUUCGUUUACAGUAUACACAGUUUGUAUUAUAUUAACCGUGUAAUUUUCAAAUUGUCCAAACAUAUGGAAUUGUGUUUAGUAAAUGAACUUCGUUUCUUAAAACAUAAUAAGGUAAUUAUGUUGCUUAAAACAUAAGGUAAGACGAAUCACGAGUAAUAAUACGUUUAAAAAUAUUUAUACGACCGUAAUGGAAAUAAUUGCACCACGCAUCGUGCAAACUGUACAAAAAACACAAUGUGACAUACGGAUUUUAAAAAAUAUCUUGUGAAUACAUAUAUAUUUUGUCAGCGUGAAAUAUUAUUGACCAUAGAUAUGAAAUAAUUUAUCACAGGAAAGAUCAUUCUGCCUUUUCGUGUACAUCAAUCAAAAAAUGUAAUCAUUAUACGUACACGUAUAUAAACAUGAAAUGUUGUAUUUUGCAAUUUAACAGAGUAACUAAAAACGAAGUGAUAAUAGAAAAUAUCGUUUACACACGUGCAUCAUAUGUAUAUUCUAUAAUUCAAUAAGAUGUAGAAAUCUAUUUUUAUGUUUACAAAGAGACUGGUAAACGAAAUGUACGAAGAAUUAUGAAAUAAUACUAAGUCACAACCGUGUAAAAUUUUGUAUGAAAUGUAAUCACAAUCGGAAAUGAAAACUUAUAUUUAUAAUCAGAAUAAGAUUUUGAAGUAAGCCUCUGAUUUCCUUGCUCUAUUCAACAUAUAAAUAUUUAUUUAAAUAUAUAUGUAUAGUUUAUACAUAUCUUGAUUUGUACAUAUUUACACACAUACACAAAUGCAUAAUAGUUUACAUCGUUAGUUACAUACAUCGAAAGCAAGCUGCCAAUUUUUAGCCUCAGGAGUUAGACAUUAGACUAAUUAAGUGACGUAGAAUGAUAUAAUAAUAUUUAAAAAAUAAAUAAAUAAAUAGAAUCGAUAGAAAAGUUUCCCUGUAAACGUUGCUAAACAAAAUCACGAAAUACAAGUUGAAAAUGUAGCAAUAGAUUAAUCAUAAAAAUUUAAGUGAACAUAACAUGUAAAAUUAUUUUCAUGUAAUAAUAGUGAUGCUAUUAUAGAUGUGCUGAUAAAAUAUACGUAUUAUCAAAUAUUUAGGGCAGAAUAAAAGUUAAAGCGCAUUAUCGUUGAACAUGAAUCGUUGCCUGGUAAUAACAAUUCGAAUUGAAGACUUAAUAUAUACUAAAUGUCAUGGUAUCGUUUAGAGCUCGCACGAUCAACAAGAUACACCAGUUGAAACAAAGAAUUCGAUAAGCUUAAAAUUCAUCGAUCAAUUUUAUUUUUAAUGUAUCCACGCUGUCUAGUUCAGUACUAGUCUCCUUUCGGAUUUCUACUGUACAAUAUACAUAUAAUAUACGGCUUAAUGCUACUUAAUUUAAUGGUCAUUUUUACUAUCAGAAUAUUUUAUCGAACAUUGUGCCUCAUAAUUCUAAAUGAAUUAACUAAUUUCUCCAGACUCUAAAAUACAAUAUUGCACCAUAUUUGAAGGAACUGUAUUAUCAUUUUAGGAACCACGUGUGCCUAGAAACUGGAAUUGUGCAACAUAUGUAAUUGAAAAGAAAUGUAAAUUGGGAGCUCAUGUGUUCAUUUUAAGUUUUUAUGAAUCCUAAUGAAACUGUGUAAUUUUUUACAAAUAAAGCUAGUCUCUUACAAAAGAAUGAAUAAAACCAUUGAAAA